UGAAAUUAGUAAUGAGGAUUCCGCCACCGUAGUAGCUUCACACUGAGUCUGUCGCACUUGUUUAUCUUUUUAGAGGAACUUUCUGACGAGGGCAAAUAGCCCAACAGCUGCAACUGGAAGAAGUCAUGGCUCAUCUGGUAGCUGUGUGCAGGGAAGGAGAGGAAGAUUACCCGUUUUUGGCAAGGCAGAUUCCUCUGUAUAUUGAUGACACACUUACAAUGGUGAUGGAGUUUUCUGACACUGUGAACGACGUUGACAGCCAUGAAGUAAACACCUCUCAUUGGAAACAAUUUUUGGAGUAUCACUCAAAGUUGAAGCAGCAGGACUUGAGUAUUGCCUUGAUGGUGACAUCCAGAGAGGUGUAUGGCGCAUUAGCUCAGCUGGUGCCAUGCGUGGGCUGCAGGAGAAGCGUGGAGCGCCUUUUCUCACAUUUAGUGGAAUCAGGGAACCCAGCCCUGGAGCCGCUCACAGUGAAACCAACAGGCAUGCUAACCGUGACCAAGGCAUGCUUGGUAGACGCUAAGAAGCUUUACACCCUCUUUUAUGUCCAUGGGUCAAGGUUGAAUGACAUGAUUGAUGCCAUUCCAAAAAGUAAAAAGAACAAACGCUGCCAGUUACACUCCUUGGACACACAUAAGCCAAAACCUUUGGGUGGAAGCUGGAUGGAUGUGUGGGAGCUGAUGUCUCAGGAGUGCAGGGAUGAGGUGGUCCUCAUCGACAGUGCCUUGCUCCUUGAGACACUGGAGACCUACUUGCGUAAACACAGGUUUUGCACAGACUGUAAGAAUAAAGUUCUAAGGGCAUAUAACAUCUUGGUUGGGGAGGUGGAUUCCAGUAAGGAGAAGGGCUACUGCGCUGCUCUGUAUGAGGGACUAUGCUGUUGCCCCCACGAACGACACAUUCAUGUAUGCUGUGAAACAGACUUCAUCGCUCAUUUACUGGGAAGGGCAGAGCCUGAAUUUGCUGGAGGUUAUGAACGAAGAGAGCGACACGCAAAGACAAUUGACAUUGCACAAGAGGAGGUCCUUACUUGUCUGGGUAUUCACCUCUACGAGCGGCUGCACAGAAUCUGGCAGAAGCUGCGGGCGGAGGAGCAGACCUGGCAGAUUUUAUUCCACCUGGGUAUCGAUGCUCUGCGGAAAAGUUUUGAGAUGGCAGUGGAGAAGAUGCAGGGGAUCAGUCGUCUCGAGCAGUUCGUGGAGGAACUAUCAGAGGAAGAGAGAGCCAAAGAGCUGAAACUGGAGAAAAAGAGGCAAAAAAGGAAAAACCGGCGCAAAAACAAGUGUGGCUUCGAUAUCUCUGAACCAGAGGCAGAGGACAAGGAGAAAAUCUUGGAUGAGGGUUCCUUUGAAUCUGUUGAGGUCAGCUUUAAAGCCUGUGGUAGCCAUGAUGAGGAAGAGGCCAGCUGUGAAGAGACUGUCGGCACCAAUAGGAGCGCCACCUGUAGCUGCCCAGACAACACCAAGCAGGAUUUGUCCCCGAACAGCAACGUCAGUGACUGCGGCUACUCCUCAAGUAUUGAAGGCAGCGAGAUGGGGUCACGAGAGGGCUCCGACGUGGCCUGCUCUGAGGGAAUCUGCAACCACGACGAAGCAGGCGACGGCCCAAAUGUCCACCAUUGUUCUGAAGACAAGGAGGAGGACGGAACAGACAGCUGUGUGGACUGCUGGCCCCGUUCAGAGGAAAAUACUCAGUGCAAGAGUAAAAAAAAGAAGAGGAAGGGCAAGGGCUUUUGCAUUGAUCAGGGACAAAAGGGCGAUGGUUGUAUGUCCAAUGGGAACACGCCAGGCCACAAUCUGACAUCAGUGCACAGUUGUCGAACCAAAGAAUUACUUUCUUCCUUAUGCGGCGAGAAACUUGCCAGCAUUGCACUACGGCUGCCAUGGACAGUACAUCAGAGGAGCCUCAGCUUUCAUGUGAGGCCUCCCGAGGCAAAUAUGAGUCUUGUGGAACUGCUGGAUGACUCCGAAGGGACUUCUGAUGAAGAGAGUUGUCUGACACAGGAUGAAAUCCAGGCAUUUUUAGAAAGGAACCGGUCCUUCUACAACAACCGCCACCAGUACCGGCAGCUCCUGAAAGAGAAGUUCACCAACUACUGCCGCGCCACCGAGCGGAGUAAACCGGUCUGUGGGAAGUGGUUUGCCACAACCACUGUCAAUUAGCUGCACGAAGGACAUUAUCCCCAAGAAAAAAUGAAAACACUCAUGACCACUGCUGCAACAUUGUUAGAAAAGAUAUGUUUGGGGGGGUUCGUUUGGUGUCUUGUUAAGUCAUUUCUCCAUUAAAGUAAAGUGAUUCUUACUUUCACAACGUCAUCUUUAUCUCCUUUGCACUUGUACACCAUCACGGUUUUCCAUGGCUUCUCUGGGCCUCUUUCAAAACUGUAGUCGUACUCUUUGACCAAGCCUAACUAUUUGUUCAUGGUCUUCUGGGGGGGGGGUUGGG
Molecule: messenger RNA, 2445 nt
Organism: Menidia menidia (Atlantic silverside)
Lineage: Eukaryota; Metazoa; Chordata; Actinopteri; Atheriniformes; Atherinopsidae
Source: the annotation of a GenBank genome assembly